Messenger RNA from Capronia epimyces CBS 606.96, 2118 nucleotides. RefSeq names its product serine/threonine protein kinase. Lineage: Eukaryota; Fungi; Ascomycota; Eurotiomycetes; Chaetothyriales; Herpotrichiellaceae. The record is from RefSeq and is a predicted model, not a curated record. Gene Ontology annotation, biological process: peptidyl-serine phosphorylation; peptidyl-threonine phosphorylation. Gene Ontology annotation, molecular function: protein serine/threonine kinase activity; ATP binding. Bases 1 to 2118 code for a protein of 705 amino acids. The transcript has 4 exons.
AUGUCCUCUGGCCAAACCCCAUUGAACAUGGAAUUGUGGUUCCGAGUCCAGCAAGAAUACUAUCUGCGACAGCGCGAAGAUCAUCUCCAACAAGUCGAGGGUCUUCCGAGCUUUGUUCCACGCGGAUCAUGGAAGUCUGUUUUCACCUCCGAGGAGCUGAGAAGCCGGGGUCUCAUGAGCUUCAUCUCGCUGACAGAUGAGUCUGAUGACUACACAUGGAAGCGCGUCUCUGGAGAACUUAAUGGCCGUGGGAAGAUGGUCAUCUUAUGGAUUAUUCUUUGUCAUGGGAGCUUGACCAUGUUGGACUGUUUUAAGACACUGGAGAUAUGUGACAGCCAACUUCCCAUUGACAGCCAUCUGGCCCGGGCAGUUUUCGCGGACACUGUUUCGGGAGAUGUUUUCUAUGAAUUUCAAUUUGCUUUCUCGGCUCGGGUCCUCCGAGAAGGAUAUUUUGCUGAAGUGAAGGAGCCCUCGAGGGCCGAGAAGAGAUCUCUUAUGCCUUACAUGGAAGAGUAUCCUCUUGGAAGGGGUGCCUAUGGCGUCGUUGCCGCGGUCAGAAUCUACUCGGGUCAUAUUCAAUAUGAAGGCCCAGGCCGACCGCAAAGCACGGAAUCGACGAUCCUUGCACGCAAAAAAUUGAUUGGAAAUGAAGCUGGUGAACACUACUCUACCGAACUGCACUUCAUCAACUGGCUUCAGCAGAUCCGCGAAAAGCCUCACAGAAAUAUCAUGACUCCGUUCUGCGGCUAUGGACAUUUUGUGAACAAUGUCAUGACCUGGAAUGUCUUUUAUGAACGCGCACAGUGUAGUCUCAAUGACUAUCUGGCCCACGACAGUCACUUUCCCAUGACGUCCAAGAGCAGGCUUGAGCACAUCCGUCAGAUGGUUCACGUUGCCGAGGCCUUGCAGUGGCUUGCCGCGAAGACAGAAUCCUGGCGCGAUGGGUUUGUUGAGUCAAGCUACUACCACUGUGAUCUCAACCCAAACAACAUUCUGGUUUGCGUGCGCAAUGAUAGCCCCAAUGGACUGAUCUUCAAGAUUGGCGACUUCGGUCGUGCAUUACGACAUUCUCGUCCGUUAGAGCCGGGUCGCACACACAAUCGAGAUGGCUCGAGUGCAGUCAGAGUACAUUCCUUUGAAUCAAUGUGCAGUGCCCCAGAGAUGUCGGGUAGUGACCCCUUUGUGGACCAAAAGACUGAUGUGUGGUCGUUUGGCUGUGUUCUUUUGCUCGUUCUUGUCUUCAACACCUAUGGCGUUGCUGCUGUGGCAGAAUUCAUCGCCAGUCUGGCCAGAAGAUCCGACGACGACAGCUUUUGGCUAGUGGAGGAAGGGAGGUGGAAGUCGCCCACGUUGAAGACAGAAGUUUUGAAUUGCAUGCAACAACUCCGCGACCUGACCCAGGACAACACUGACGGGGCUGUGGUUGAUGGCCUUCUCACAAUGUUGAAGAAGGAGGUUUUCCAGACCAAGCCCAAGUCGAGGGCCAAAAUUGAUGAAUUGCUCAAGCAAAUGCAGAGGAUAUACGCCAGCAAGGAUCAAGUUAUGCCCAAGGAAGAAGCACGGACGGCAGAGUCAGACUACCUUCUCUGCGCCCAGUCGCCUCAGGGAGAAUUCGAACUUUUCCACGGAAGAAGAAACGGGCAUACCUUGUUCAUUUGGCGCUUUGGAUGGGUUGGCCCUCUACACAAACUACGACCCAUGAGCCCUCCUACCACGGACACAGUCACGACACCGCGCACCAUUUCAUACUCGGACUCUUGCGGAAAUGACAAGAUCUGUCAAGUCAUUUCCAACCGAGAUCUGUUCGAAGUACUUCUCUAUUCGAUACCAACCCCUCCCCAUACAAGAGUUAUUCGAGACUUCAUCACUUUGUUUGGCUUCGACUAUGCUUCAUCCAUAGCCCUCUCGCCAGAUGGAAACUUCCUCGCCAUCGACACCACAACCAACAACACACGAAGGCUUCGACUGUUUGAUAACCCGAUCCUUGCCGCCAGUGGUGCCCCCCGAAUUGUCACCAACAGGACUGAGCGCUCCAUUUUACGACAAAUUCAAGUCAAAGCCGGCACUCACAAGAACCUAUGCUCAGGAGUCUCGGGUCCUACGAUUUCGAGGAACUGA